GGAGAUUACAGGUGUGUUAUGUAAGUACUAGAGGUACAGCAGAGUCUGAUAGAUACCUGAGAUUGAGAGACAGGGUGAUAGCAGAGAGACAGUGGAAGAUGAGGGACAGGAUAAGGGAUUCACAAGUGCAUCCUGUGUUUGGGAUAUGUUUCAGCCAGGGUGUCUCUCCAGUGUGAGGUGGUAUGUCAAACCGUGACUCACUGGGAUUUGGGGACCUAAUUCCCCAGGAUGUGGUUGAUAUUUUUGCCCAGGAGAAGCAUGGCAAAAGGGGCCGGAAGAAGCGCACGCACUCCCUGGGCCGGGCUUUGGGCUGGCUGAAGGGCAAGAAGAGGAAGGAGCUCGGUGCUAAGGGGCAGAGCCCUGGUCUAGGUCCUGCACUUGACUUGGCCUUGGAUAGGCACCCUGCUGCUGGACAUCAGGGUGGACACAAGGGAGGACAGAAGUCACAAGGUAACGGUCAUGCUGUCCCAAAGCGAGAUGACGAUGACGAAACCCCGGCACCCCCUUUGUUCCAGGAGAAUGUGUUCAUUGAGGCCAGCAGGCCCAAGUACCUGGAGAACCUUCACACUGAGGCCCUGGAGGGAUUGAAAAUGAUGCAGCAAGAAGAAACCAAUAAUGGUGUGGAGUACCAGGAUAAUGAAAGCACAAUUUCGAAUAUGACAGUCAACACAGACGGGGAAGGUGGAGGGUUUAUGACAGACAGUACCAUUGCUGACACAACUUCUGUUGUCUCUGUACAAUCGUCUGUGUCCACCAGAUCUUCCCGCUCUGGACUCACCAGGCAAGGAUCUACAUUCAGGCCCUUGAACUCUGGGAAAAAGUCAGAAAAGGCCAAGACAAGGAAAAGACACAGGAAGACUGUUGUGGGUAUCCCAAAGCAUGUUCAGAGAGAACUGGGCCUGGACAGAGUGGGUUGUUCAGUGACUCAGAGGUUAGAUGAGGAACAGCUUUAUAAUGGUGAAACUGACGACAGCUGCGCUGAUGGACCAGAGCAGUCACAAAAAGGAGCCAGUGCCAACUUUCAAAACAUGAUCCAGCCCCUCAACAAAGACCAACUGGAGAAGCUCGGUGCCACCCAUGCUGGUCAUAGGGAUGAUCUGGCCCUGCUGCACCGCAUGGGCCCCGGCUUCUCAGGUGAGCAGAGGCCUCGGUCCUUGGCUGUCCCCUGGAUGACCACUGCCAACAGCCUCCAGCAGGAGCCACCCAGCCCUGUCAUGUCCAUGUCACCCCAGGCCCCCUACAUGUCCAAAAUCAUUCCCAAUGCCGUGUUGCCACCCUCCAUUGACGUUGUGGAAAUCAGCCGUGGACGAAGUCGCAACAGUGUACGCACUGUCAGCAAGAGCAGCCUGUUGCUGUCAAGCCCAGCCCCCUCCCGUGCUUCCUCUAGAGCCUCUUCCUCCAGAACCACUUCCUCCAAAGCCUCCACCAUCUCCUCUGCCUCUCGCCACAACCCUCCCAACCUGUCAGACAGCUCUUGUUGGAGCAACUCUGAGUCCUCAGAGACCUUGGUAUCGGACUCCUCAACCAUCUCCAGCAGCAGCACCCCCAGACAGAGGUCACAGGACAGAGCCUCUUCAAAAGAAGACAAAAACAGUGUUCACUCCUCCAUCAGCAAGGCUUCGAAAUGCACCUCCAAUGGCAAGCUCGUUGUUAAGGGAGGCGAGGUUAAGAAAGAGGGCCCAUUUGUGCGUAGCCUCUCUGUCAUGAAGCCAAAGAGGGCUCCUCCUCCUCCAAGUCGCUCCUACUCCCUUCACAAUAAGAUGAAGCGCCGGUCACGUGAUCUGGCGGAGGUAAGGAUCAUUUCAGGGGAAUCAUCUCUUCAUAGCAUCUCAGCCUCAGGUGAGGAAAAUGAAAAAAACAAUUCUGGAUCUUGUCCUACGCCCUCCAGAAUCAUAGACAGCCCUGGAUACAACGCUGACACAAGUUCUCUGGAUGAGUCUAUAGGUUCUGUGUCAGUAAGUCCCUUCAGAUCCCAGCUGCAGGCACGAAAAGGAGAGAAAGCUGCAAAAGUUGAGGAAACUGCUUCCAGAGAUGCUUCAAAAGAGAAGCAGGGACCACUGCAGGAGAAUAAGCCAAGCAAAAUAGUCUCCCCAUCCAGUGGCUACUCCAGCCAAGAUGGCAGGUCUGCGCAGCUUUCUAAACAGCCCCACAGCUCAUCUCCAAGAAACAAAAGAGGCCUUUUAGCUAAGCUCCAAAGGUUUUUCCCUGGGCCCACUCCUGCUGCUUCAACUCCACCCCCUCCAACACAGCCAGAUGCUCCAAAGGAUUUAAAAGCUGACACCCCAGUCGAUAUCAGCCCUUCAGUAAGGACCUUGAGAGAACUCUUUAACAUCCCUCCACCACCUAAAGUCCAUGCACCUCCACCACCUCCUCCGGAGGUAUGGGCUCACAGCAAGCGUACCUUUGAGUUGCUACUGGGACCCCCGGCUCCUGAUAACGUUUAUGCCAUCAUAAAGAAGAACCCAAAGGACAGGAGACAACAGAGGAAGUCUCCUUCUGCAUCUACAGAGGGCUCUGUGACGAGCUUGGUGGUAGAAAGAAAACAUAAGAAUCCGACUGUAAUAGUGGAGUCUGUUAAUGGAUCCGUACAUGUUCUAGAGACAAAGAAAGUUCAAGAAAGUGAGAUUUUGAAUGCAGAGAUUCACGAAGAGAACAAUGACAGACUGGUAGAGCAGAAUGUUGAUGUCAAGGGAAAUAGAAAAGUGUCAGAAAAAGAUGAGAAAGUAAAAGUAUGUGAUAUAUUAAAUGGGAUGUUAGUGAAGGCGGUAGAGAGACGUGAAGAAAGGCUGGCAGCAGUGAAAGAAGAAGAAGCUAAAAACACAUCCACACAAGAUACAGAGGUGAAGACUAACAAGGAUACGUUAUCUGCCAUUUCAUUAGUACGCAUUCCUCUAUCUCCCUCUCACCCUUUGGUGCACAAUCCUCCCCAACCAUCCACCAAACAGACCACAGAGUUGUCUUCAGUACAAGUCGUUGUAUCCCCUGAGUCGUCCUGGCCCCCACCACCUCCACCAAUGGGCCUUGGUGGGCCUGAUGAGAUUGAUUUCUCUCUCCCGCCUCCCCCAAUGUUUGGUGAGGAGGGUUUAGUUAUACCUGUUCAGGUGCCACCAGAGAGGUCCAUUCCUGGUGGUGACUCCUCUUGUAUAACUACAUCUGUUUUAUCAGUGGUGAAAACAGAAUGUGCAAGGGUGACCACAGAGGCUGAACCACAGAAGCCCAGUACAUCCAAGGGGAUUGUACAACCAGCCCUGAAUAUCCCACCUCCCCCAUCAUAUACGGCUCCCCCUCCACCACUUGAAGCAGUCUCCCCUUCUACAAUUAAAAAGGUAUCUCCUUCAAUGCCUCUGCCACCACCUAAAGAGUUUUCUUCACUGCCACCUAAAGAGGUUUCUCCUCCACCACCUGAAGAAGUUUCUCCUCCACCACCUAAAGAGGUUUCUCAUGUAAAGCCCAAAGAGUCCUCUCCUCCUCCAAGUCAAGAAGCACUUGUUAAAGACGUCUCCUCCACACUGGUCCCAGUACCAGUUAAAGAGGUCCCAGUACCAGUUAAGGAGGUCUCCCCUCCACUGGUUAUCAAAGUCUCCCCUCUACCUUGUCAAGAGGUCUCCACUCUGUCCACUGAAGAGGUUUCUCCUCCGUCUUCUCAGGAGAAUGCCCAUCAAUCUUCUGAAGAGGCCCCACCUGUUAGCAAACUCACUCCGCCACAAAGUAUUCCACCUCCACCACCUCUACCCUCACAACCCCAGUCGUCAGAGCAGGAGAUUGAUAUUCCACAAGAGAACGUCCCUUCCGAAUCUGAAACUAUCCAGGUUUCAUCUAACAGUAUUCUCGCACCCCCUCAGAGUAUUCCACCACCCCCACCCAUACAGCCUCUCCACCAACCACCAAUUGUACCCCCAAAUACUGAUGGUUCAGCAACCAAGGAGGUCUCAAAUUCACCACCAUCUGAAGUCUCUAUUCCACCAGCACUUGAAAACUCUCUUUCAACAGAAAAGGCUCAAGAACAUGCUCCUUCUCCACCUGGUAACAUUCCUUUACCUCCACCUUUACCUGUACAGGGUCUUGCAAGCAUUAAAUACCAGCCAAGUCCUGCAAGCACAGAAAACCAAACCCCAGAGCUGACCCCUGCCCCUGUUUUACAGGACGAACCCAUUCCCAUUGUCACCCCCUCACUUCUGCAGAUGGUCAAGCUGCGUUCCGUCAAUAGCAGCCCCGAGCCUCCUACAGCUGGGGAGGAACCGAAGGCUGAGAUCACACUGAGGAAUCAGCCGCCCAGUCAUGAGGUUCCAAUCUCAUAUGCCAGUGGUGAGGCUCCCCAGAAGCCCAUCAGAAAGUCUCUAAUCAUGACCUCUCCCACAUCCACUUCCCCACCUGCCAUAGUUAUUUCACAACCAGCUCUGCCCAAGUCCCAGUCUCUUGUGGUUCCACCUGGGUCUGAAUCCACAGUACUGUCUCCUACGAAAAAGUCUCCUCCUGCCAUGACCGCCUCUCCUUCCAUGAACCUUCAGGAGGCCAUCCGCCUCAGGACAGCAGCUAGAUCAAAAGGCGGCCCUGCAUCUCGCCUCAGCCUUCACUCACCAACAUCACCAAUAGACCUCCAUAAGUCCCCUUCCAGCACAGCAAGCUUUAUCUUCUCCAAAAGCAACAAGAAUGUGGUGAUUGAGACCAAGCCGGCAUCGGAGACCAAGACAACCACACAGAAGAACCUGGAGGUUUCCUCUGUAACAAAGGUGGUGAGUGACGCAGAGUCGGUGAAGAAGGGAGUCAAGGUGCCACCACCUGUUGCAAAGAAACCCAAAACGAAGGGAAAAGAGAUUGAGACCAGUGAAGGGACGGAGAGUACUGCAGGACAGGAAGCACUGCAAGAGAGUAUCAAGGAUGCAGCGGAGAAUACGAAUGGGACAGCAGGUACUGUUGAAGGAGAAGAAACGCCAUCGACAUGAUUGUAAAGACUGAAGGAGACAUGGGAAGGACAUUAAUUACACUGAAUCUGAAUCUUCUGUUGGUCUUUGUAUGUGAGAGACAAGGAACUUGAUUUGGAUAGAUGAGAUACAUAUUUAAAAGAUUGCAUUUAGAAAAUUUAUGUUAAUGGUGUAGGUCUUAAUUUUCUCAAGUACUCAUUUUGCAUUUUACUAAGAGUAAAUACAAUAUAUUUUGUUAUGCCAGAGGGUCUUCUGAGCUUUACAGUUGCUAGAGAUGGGAAUAUACUGCCCUCUAGUGUCAAACAAUGAUUGUACCACUUAUGUCCUGCUGAAUCAGAGCUUUAGUUUAAUCAGUACUCUUAACAAUGGGACUUUUGGGUGCUCUGUAAAUAUAGCAAAAUGUUGUACAUUUAACAUAUCCAGUAAUGACGGAUCUGUGCUACACAGUUCUGUAUAUUUUUCCAAAGGAGUUUCCACACCAAUUAUAUUUGUUAAAAAAAUAUUAUCUUAAGUUAUUUUUCCUGUUUUCAUGUUCAGAGGAGGGUCUCUACAGACAGACUGUCUUCUUUGCAAUGCUGUGUUAAAACCCAAAUAUCACUUAAAUCAGAUUUGUUUGUAUAGCUCUUUAUCAUAUCCAAAUAUAUGUUCUUCUCAAAAACCCUGUGUGUCAUUUGUUGUGAUUCACAACUAUCUAUGUGCAUGACCAUUAACGUCACAGAAACAAUGAACAGACAUGUAAAGCAAUACUGGAAUCAUUGUUUUGUAGCAAAUCUUUAUGCUGCUUUCAGUUACUGAUAAUGGAGACAGUGCCUUUCCUCGCAGUUAGGGAUCAAACUGUGGUAUAUUUGUGUUGAACUUUAAUAUAUUUUAAACUGGUUUCAGAGACUGUAAUGUAAUAAUAAAUCAUUCAUACUGGAAAGAAUAAAGAUUUAUGGACCGAUCAAA
Dicentrarchus labrax (European seabass) is the source of this 5867-nucleotide messenger RNA. RefSeq lists its product as uncharacterized. The transcript is spliced from 8 exons. Gene Ontology annotation, biological process: cell differentiation. The coding region runs from base 183 to 4943 and encodes 1586 amino acids. The record is from RefSeq and is a predicted model, not a curated record. Lineage: Eukaryota; Metazoa; Chordata; Actinopteri; Moronidae.